Messenger RNA from Cryptomeria japonica (Japanese cedar), 1065 nucleotides. Its product is annotated as small ribosomal subunit protein uS9c. The transcript is spliced from 2 exons. The record is from RefSeq and is a predicted model, not a curated record. Gene Ontology annotation, biological process: translation. Bases 89 to 715 code for a protein of 208 amino acids. Gene Ontology annotation, molecular function: structural constituent of ribosome; RNA binding. NCBI's taxonomy places the organism in Eukaryota, Viridiplantae, Streptophyta, Pinopsida, Cupressales, Cupressaceae. Gene Ontology annotation, cellular component: mitochondrial small ribosomal subunit; plastid small ribosomal subunit; ribosome.
AGGAAAUAGAAAUUUGGGCAAAGAAACCGCAAUUAUAAUCACCGCAUGUAUACAGAGUCUAUCCAGAAGUUCCGUAGAGGGGGCAAAAAUGGCCAUAGCAGUGGGUUCUCUAACAGCAACCUUCGCCUCUCUAUCGAUAUCAUCACAAACCCUCCAUCGUAAAUCCCUGCUGGGAAUGCCCCUCAACAUACCAAAACUGAAGCUUUGUAACGAGAAAAAAAUAUCAAGGGGAUUGAAAUUGAAAGCAGUUCCAGUGACUGUGUGUUCAGCUGAGGAAGAGGACCUCACAAAAUAUGUCAAGUCGAAGCUACUGGGAGGGUUUGCAGCGCAGAGAAUAAUGGGGACGGGCCGAAGAAAGUCUGCUGUUGCACGCGUUGUUUUGCUCCAUGGCACUGGUCAGAUCAUCAUCAAUAACCGCACUGCCCAGGACUAUCUGCAAGGAAAUCCGCUUUGGCUCCAGUAUCUUAAACAUCCUCUUGCAUUGCUAGGUUAUGAAAACAAAUAUGAUGUGUUUGUCAAGGCAAGAGGAGGUGGGCUUUCCGGCCAGGCGCAGGCCAUUUUACUAGGAAUUGCCCGAGCUUUAUGUGUAGCAAGUGCAGACAACAGGGAUCCUCUUAGGAAGCAGGGGCUUUUGACGAGAGAUUCAAGAAGGGUUGAAAGAAAGAAAGUUGGUUUACACAAAGCUCGCAAAGCUCCACAGUACUCAAAGCGUUGAGUACAUCUACUAAGCAAUUUUUUUCAGCGUUGUAAAUUUUAUUUUCUUGGAAGGUUCUGCAUUGGCUCUUCUAUUGUGUCUAUAUAGCCGAGUAAAUGUUCAGAAGAAAUUCUGAUCUCCAGCACCUUUCUGAUGGUAAGAGCUUAUUCAAGGUUGUAUUUAUUGGAUGGUGUGUGGUUAGAUCUAGGAAUCAGAGCAAGAAGAACGAUGUGAGCAUUGUUCCGAGAUGUUAGAACUGUUGUUUUUUACUCAAGGGACACAACUGCUAUUCUAUUGUUUUGAGGAAUAUUGGUUAUUUAACACUCUUACUCUUGAAGAUUCCGAUAAUGACAGUUAAAUUUUUAGAAACA